UCAUUCACUAAUGUCUCUUUCAGCUGGAUAUGGAUAUUGCAUCAUGGCUUUAAUAAUUUAACAACAAAGAUUCUAGAUUGUGUUGUGUUCAAUCAUCACUCCACAGGUGUUUGAUGAAAUACCCACACAUCCAUUCAUAUAAUUAACCCUUUUCCCUUGUAACUCACACUCACAGCUACGCAAAAAUGGCAGAAGAAAGAACAUCUGGUGUGAUCGGCAGGUUCUUAGGAAGCUUAAACAGCAGAAUGAGAAGAUUCAUGUUUCAUGUCAUGUCCGCUGGUCCCAUCCCACAACACAUCGCCUUCAUCAUGGAUGGAAACCGAAGGUUUGCCAAGAAAUGGAAGCUGGAAGAAGGAGCAGGCCACAAAGCCGGAUUCUUGGCACUCAUGUCGGUUUUAAAAUACUGCUAUGAAGCAGGAGUUAAGUACGUGACCGUCUAUGCAUUCAGCCUCGAUAACUUCAAUAGACGCCCAGAUGAAGUUCAAUAUGUAAUGGAUCUCAUGCACGAAAAGAUUGAAGGGUUCUUGAAAGAACUGAAUAUGGUGAACCGCUAUGGCAUUAGAGUGCUGUUUAUUGGCGAUCUGGGUCGACUUCAAGAACCAGUAAGGGCUGCUGCAGAGAGAGCAAUGGAAGCCACGUCUAAGAACACCAGCACUUAUCUGUUAGUUUGUGUGGCAUAUACUUCGUCCCAUGAAAUCCCACGUGCAAUUCACGAAGCUUGUCAAGCUCGUGCGUCGAAUGGGCAUUAUCAUAAUGAUGGCGAAGAUGAGGUGGAGGAUGAUGGGAUGAUGAUAAAAGUGGUGGAUUUGGAGAAGCAUAUGUAUAUGGGGGUGGUUCCUGAUCCUGAUAUUCUGGUGAGGAGCUCCGGUGAGACGAGGCUGAGCAACUUUUUACUGUGGCAAACGAGCAACAGUUUGUUGUAUUCACCGAAAGCGUUGUGGCCGGAGAUGGGAUUACGGCAUGUGGUUUGGGGGAUCUUCAAGUAUCAGAGGAACUAUUACUAUCUGGAGAAGAACAAGAAGCAGGCUUAAUCAAUUUGGAACUACAUAUAUUAUAUAUAUCACUGGUACUACUAAUCAAUAAGCUUCUAAACUUAUUAUAUGGUUGUAAUUAAGCCAAUAUAUGAAUUGUAUAAACCACCAUCUGUUUUGUGUUGGUAAUUUGCAACUCUUGAUGCGACAAACUUGGUUCAAACUUGUACUGGUUACUAAUUUGAGUAUCGCUCUAGGUAUUUACCUUCAA
This is a messenger RNA of Cynara cardunculus var. scolymus (artichoke), 1242 nucleotides long. RefSeq names its product dehydrodolichyl diphosphate synthase 6-like. Lineage: Eukaryota; Viridiplantae; Streptophyta; Magnoliopsida; Asterales; Asteraceae. The coding region runs from base 186 to 1031 and encodes 281 amino acids. The record is from RefSeq and is a predicted model, not a curated record. Gene Ontology annotation, biological process: polyprenol biosynthetic process. The transcript has a single exon. Gene Ontology annotation, cellular component: endoplasmic reticulum.